GGUCAGCAAAACACACCGAUCGUCGUGAUUGAUGGUCUCGGCAGCGUACAAGGUACGCGUGGCCGAACGGCCUGGACCGAUCGGGAGAUUUUCAAGUUUCACAACAUACGCUACGCCGAGGCUCCGGUGGGCCAGCAGCGAUUCGUUGCUCCGAUAGCCGUCAAACCGUGGAGCGGCAUCUUCAAUGCCGCCGUGCCCGGGCGACCCUGUCCGCAGGUGGGACUGAACGGUACCGGUAGUGAGCUGCUGUCCGAGGAUUGUCUUACCCUCUCGGUGUACACGCACAGUACGACAUCGGCCAGCCGGCCUGUGAUGGUGUUCAUACACGGUGGGGCGUUCGUGAUGGGUUCCGCCUCGGACUACGGACCGGAAUAUCUGCUCGAGCGGGACAUCGUACUCGUUGUGAUACAGUAUCGACUCGGACCUCUCGGGUUCCUGUCGACGGGAACGGCCAAUAUCCCCGGAAAUGCCGCGAUGCUCGAUAUGAUCAUGGCCCUCGAGUGGGUCUCCCAGAACAUACACUCCUUCGGUGGGGACAAUGCACGGGUGACACUGUUUGGUGAAUCGUCUGGGGCCGCUGCCGUAUCGGCGCUGCUCUACAGUCCACUCGUUCACAGCUCCCUGUUCAGCCGGGCAAUCAUCCAGUCCGGAUCGAUCUUUGCCCCGUGGGCCACGUGUCAGUCGCCGAAGGAGGGCGCCAUGGACAUUGCUCGGUUGGUGGGGUGCGAUCGCCCGGCCGAAAGGGUGGAGGAGUGUCUGAGGACCGUUUCCGCUUACUCGCUCAUGCAAGCCUACGAGCAGCACAUGAACACGCAAGUCAACGUCAGUGGCUAUCCGGACGUGUCGGGAGCGUGCAUUGUCAUCGGCGAUGCAUCCCCAUUCCUGCCGAAGCACCCGAAAACAUUGGCCCGUGAUGCGAUACGGAAGGUUGAAGUGAUGGCCGGGACCACCUCGCAGGAGGGGCUCAUGUUUUGGGAAAGCAUCCACCGUUACGGCCUGUCGUACAAUCCGGCCACGAUGAAAUCGUCCUGGGAUCUGUUCCAACUGAUCGACAUCAUCAACGAGCGGUUCGGAUCGAACUCCAACGAUGGGUCCCAAAUCUGGUACCAGAUCUUUAACACGUUUCACUCGGCCGAGCUCGAUCGGGCCAACUACACCGAGCUGCUGCCAGCGUUGGUCGAUAUCUGCGGAAACUUGGCCAUCAAAGCACCGGUCCUGCAGGAUGUGACUCGAGUCGCCCACGCCAACGAGGGCAAAGUGUUCCUGUACAGCUUCGACUACGAUGGCAUUUCGUCGUUGUACAACUUUUCGGCGAAUCCCGGGUUCGAUUAUCCGUACCAAAACAGCUCAUUCCACGGCGAGGACCUGUUCUACCUGUUUCCCCUGGGGCAGCGGCUCAACCAGCAGGACACCGAGAUCGCCAAGAUGAUGGUGGACCUUUGGACGUCCUUUGCCAGCAGAGGUGUACCGACUUCGGCGUCCCUAAAACAAAGCUGGAACCCUGUUACCCGUUUUUACGGUCCGUACCUGAAAAUUAAUCACGUUACUGAGGAGCGGAACAACUACUUCAACGAAUUUACUGCCUCAACCGAAAAGGCACGGCACCAACGUUCAGCAGCAGCACCGCGUCUGGAGUUUUCGCGAACAUUUGGCUUCCUGGUAAUGAGAUCGGCCGGAGCUUCUAAUAAUAUGAACCAAUUUAAAACCAUCCAGCCAAGGGAUCCAUCGUUUGUGUCGUACUUUAUACUGUGCUUCCUGCGCGUCGUGCUGGUGUUUGUACCGCAGCUCGGUUACAUUCAUCCGGAUGAGUUCUUUCAAUCGGUCGAGGUCGUUGCCGGUGACGAAUACGGGCUGGAGGUUACGCGCACGUGGGAAUUUAACAGCACCUUUCCAGUUCGCUCGAUGGCCAUCCCUUACCUUGCGCUGAAGGUGCCCUUUUCCUGUCUACGGUUCGUGUCGAUGUACACGAAUUACUACCUGGGGAUCAAUCUGCGUGGUAGCUACGUGACACUGGUGUUUCCCCGUCUACUGAUGGUCGCCCUUUCGUUCGUCAACGACUGGAGCCUGUACCGCAUUUGCCGUUCGUACGGGCUGCAGUACCAGUUCCGGUUGCUGACGCUGGCCAGCUCGUACGUGAUGCUCGUGUACGCCACGCACACCUUUUCGAACUCGAUCGAAAUGGCGCUCUGUUCGUUGCUGCUGUACAUCGUCAGCGAUUGCAUGAUCCACUCGAACACGGUGCUCUAUCAGCGCGAGUUUCUGGAGGAAAAAUACCGCAAGGCACAGCGCACGGUGGAGAAGGUGCGUUUCUACAAGCUGACCAUGUCGUUGCCGUCGCACUCGCUCAACAAAUGCCUCCUAAUGGCGACGCUGUGCGUGGCCGGGGUCUUCAAUCGGCCCACCUUCGUGCUGUUCGGGAUGCCGCUCGUCUUUCACUGGAUGCUGCGCGGAAUGGGCACCCGGACGGUUUCGUUCACCGACUUCAACCUGCGCAUCUUCAUCUUCGUCCUAUCGGCGCUGCCCGCGCUGAUCGUGUGCAUCGUAGUCGACUCCGUUUACUACGGCUAUCUGACGCUGGCCGAGCUCGACCGUCACGAGAUUGGCAUAAACAGUUUCGUCGUGACGCCCGUCAACUUCAUCCGCUACAAUCUGAUUGCGGAGAAUACGGCCCAGCACGGGGUGCACCCGUUCUACACGCACCUGCUCGUGAACGUGCCACUCCUGUACAACGUGCUCGGAGUGAUUGCCAUCUUUUCGCUCCUCGUCAUGAUCCAUCGUUUCGCAUCGAACGACUACACUAACCUGCCUAGGGCACAGUCCUUUGUUGGGUUGAUGCUCUCGGCGAUCUUCUUCCCCACCGUGUGCCUGUCGCUGAUCAAUCACCAGGAGGCACGCUUUUUAAUUCCGAUCACCGUGCCGCUGGUGCUGCUACACGCCCCCAAACUGCAAGCCGGUCUGGCAAGCAGCUACCCGUUCCGGGCCCCGUCCCGGUUCAAGGACUUCCUGUACCACAAUCUGCUCGGCCCGUCUGUCAGUCCCAAGUAUCUGCUCAAGCUGUGGUACGCGGCCAACGUCACGUUGACACUGUUCUACGGGUUCCUGCACCAGGGAGGCGUCUAUCAGAUGGCGGACUACUUUAGCCACCAGGUGGACGUACGGUCCGCCGACGUCCACCUGCAUCUCGUGACCAGUCACAUUUACAGCAUGCCACAGUGCUUCCUCGGUCUGCCCAGCACCGAAACGUUGCUCGUCAGCCCGGACAGUGGGCAAAAGUAUCGGCGCAAGAAGCAGUUCUUUCUGUACGAGUAUGGGUCCCUCGAGCUGGAGCCGCUCUACCGGAAGCUGAAGCUGUUGGUCGAUGUGUGUGAAAUGCGGUCAAUUAGCGAGCAACAGCGCUACCGGCUUUACCUGGCCAUUCCGUCCAGCUUGUCCGAGCGGUUGAACGAUAUCUUCCACAAUCGAACGGCCGCACUGAUCAAGCACAGUCAGGUGCGCGUUUUCUAUCCCCACCUAUCGACCGAGGCAAUGCCGACCGUGUUUGGGCAGCAUCCGUGCGGUAUCAACACCGACGUCGACGAACUGGACGACACGUGUCCAAUCUAUGCGCGCGACGACGAGCAGAACCAGAACCCGUUCAGCGUGGGUCGGUUGCUGAAGCAGUUCUCGUCGGUGGUGCAUCAAUUCGGGCUGAUCCUCUACCGAAUCGAAGUGCGGCGUAUCAAAUAGCAGCCACUAGCGCCACAGCAUCCACCCGAGGCACGGAUCCGCCAGACGACCUGGGUUUGGAGUGAUACCCGAAGCUAGUCAGCAACUACAACGCUUCUGUUUUCAGUUGUGCGCCAUUUUUUUCCUGCACCGAUUGUCGAUCAUUCC
Messenger RNA from Anopheles bellator, 3873 nucleotides. RefSeq names its product GPI mannosyltransferase 4 (gene PIG-Z). The record is from RefSeq and is a predicted model, not a curated record. The transcript is spliced from 8 exons. NCBI's taxonomy places the organism in Eukaryota, Metazoa, Arthropoda, Insecta, Diptera, Culicidae. The coding region runs from base 313 to 3726 and encodes 1137 amino acids. Gene Ontology annotation, molecular function: glycosyltransferase activity.